Molecule: messenger RNA, 1050 nt
Organism: Myotis daubentonii (Daubenton's bat)
Lineage: Eukaryota; Metazoa; Chordata; Mammalia; Chiroptera; Vespertilionidae
Gene: HSFX4
Product: heat shock transcription factor family, X-linked member 4
Biological process (GO): regulation of DNA-templated transcription
Molecular function (GO): sequence-specific DNA binding; DNA-binding transcription factor activity
Source: RefSeq, a predicted model, not a curated record
AUGCAAGAAGCCAAGCUGGCCCCAUCAGAAGAUGAACAACCACCAAUAAUGUUCCAAUAUGAUACAUCCCCAGAUCCUCAUGUGGGUCCAAGGGAGGCUUUGGAGAGGCAGGGGGACCAAGAAGAGAGCCCAGAUCCAAGCCCCCAAGACAACCCGCAACCACAGGACCCAAACCAAGGCACCACCAGUGUGGAAGGAAACAACAUUCUUCUUGGGCUGUCCUUCCCAAGAAAGCUUUGGAGGAUAGUGGAGGACGAGGCCUUCUCAUCUGUGUGCUGGAAUGAUGAUGGAGACACCGUGAUCAUUGAUGAAAAUCUUUUCCAGAGCGAGAUUCUUUGCCGAAGGGGCGAGGAGCAAAUCUUUGAAUCGAAAAGCCUGAAGAGUUUCAUCUGCUUGCUGAACCGCCAUGGCUUUUGCAAAAUAUGCCCAAGCAACUCUUCAGUUUGCUCUGCAGGGAACAGGAUGAUGAUCUACAGAAAUUGUAAUUUCCAGAGAGGCAAGCCUUGGCUCCUCGAGAACAUUACAACACAAGGCAACCCGGUGAUGCGCGUUUGUCCAGGAACCAGUGCCAUGCCCCCAAAGAGAAAGAAGAUAAUGGCCCCCACAAGACACUCCCCAAGAACACACCACGAGAACGGCGGCAAAGAAGCCAAACAAAAGGCUCAGGAGACAGGCAAGAAUGAUUGGGGAACCAAUGCUAACCAGGCAUUCGAGUUCUCAGUUCCUCAGCCCAUAGGCAGUGCCAGGGAAGUCCAGUGCCCAAGUGAAGCAAGUUGUUCAUGUGGGGAGGGCACAUCUGGUAAUGUCAUGCUUGUGCCCAGGGCUACUGCAGGAACCAGCGGCACAGGGGAUCUACCCCCCACCUCCCCAAAUGAACCACUACAAGGUUCAGUGAUGUCUUUGUACAACAUGUGCUAUUCCACACUGUUCUCUGGCCUUUCAGUCAUGACUCCAUCAGAGGACCCUGACCAGGCUGAGGAGGAGCAGGAGGGCUCCUCAGAUAACAAGUGUUCAGUCUGUGAGCGGUUCAAGCACAAUGCAGGCCCAUAA